Xenopus tropicalis (tropical clawed frog) is the source of this 2217-nucleotide messenger RNA. RefSeq names its product B-cell receptor CD22-like. Bases 87 to 1613 code for a protein of 508 amino acids. Lineage: Eukaryota; Metazoa; Chordata; Amphibia; Anura; Pipidae. The transcript is spliced from 10 exons. The record is from RefSeq and is a predicted model, not a curated record.
CAGGCACCCACACUGGUGUAUCCUUUCCCACAGGUCGAGGCUGAGCAUAGGAUGAACACUGGAAGAAGGAGAGUUGUGGGGGAGACAUGAUGGAGCGCUACAGGCACUUACACAGGAUCAUUCUCAUGGUUGUUCUGCAAGGGGGGUUCCCAGGUUCGUACAGUCAGGAUUGGGCCAUUACCCUCCCUAAAUCCAUCAGAGCAUUGAGAGGAUCCUGUGUGGUGAUUCCCUGCACAUUCACCCUCCCCAGGGGCAACAAGGACUUCAGUCUGGAUUGGUACAAGGAAAAAUUUCUUUUUGACAAAAUAAUAUUCAGCCAAUGGGAUCCCUCUGAUGUGAGUGAGGGUUACAGAGGCCGCACUUCCCUGGUCGGCAAUGAGCCAAACAGCUGCUCCCUGAGGAUUAAUGAUGUGCAAGAAAAUGGCACUUAUUAUCCCUAUAUACAUGGGAACUGUGAUGUCUCUCUCACUGCUAAUUACCAGUGUCACAAAGUGCAGGUUACAGUCUCAGAUGUUCCCAAUGAGCCAGCAAUACAGAUACCCACAGAUCUAACUGAGGGGGAACGUACCCCCAUCUCCUGCUCUGUAGAACACACGUGCCCCCCCAGCCCCCCUACUCUACAGUGGAACAGAGCUGGGUAUAAACUCACUGACAGGCAGCAGAGCCUUAAGGAUGGAGUAUGGAAAGCUGAGACUGUAAUGGAAUAUCUCCCCUCCUACCGGGAUCAUGGGGCUGAACUUGAAUGUGAAGCUACGUAUCCAAAUGGGCUCAGAUCCCAACGCCGGGUCACUUUAAACAUAACCUAUUCUCCCAAAAAUGUAUCAGUUGUUAUAUCUGAUGGGAAGAAGGAAAGGAAAGAGGGCGAUGCAGUGAGUUUAACCUGUGCCAGUGAUGCCAACCCUGCUGCCAAUGCCUUUACCUGGUACAACAAUAAGAGAGAUGGAACUGUAGAGCUGAGGGAGGAGCAGGGGCGGAGCAUAACUGUGACUGUGGGGCGGGGCAGAGAGACAUUCUCCUGCACUGCAAGGAACCCACUGGGAACUGGGAAUUCCACUCUCUCUGAGCUGCAGGUUUUAUAUAAAGCCAAAAAUGUCACAAUAAAAAGAAAAGAUGAAGUGAAGGAAGGAGCAGCCCUGGAGCUUGAAUGCCAUUUCUCAGACUAUAACCCACCAACAACUCAGUACAGCUACAGCUGGUAUCUAAAUGGGAAUCCUGUGAAUGGGGAGACUGGCAGAAUAUUACAGAUAAAUAACAUUACAGAGUCCCAUUCUGGCACCUACAGCUGCAAUGUGCAGAACGGAGCGGGACCUUCCUAUUCCCCAGGCUUUGCUGUUACACUGAUGUCUGCACAGACAGGAGAGGAACUUCCCACGAGCAUUAUACUCGGGGGCGGAGCUGGUCCUGUAUUGGUCAUAUUAUUGCCUCUGGGUCUUUGUUUAUGCCUUAGAAACAGAAAGUCACAGAAAGGGGGAGAGUCAGGAGGCCGGGGAGCGGGGGCCAAUGUUCAGAAUUCCCAGCCCACUGAGAGUCCCUACACUGCCCUACAGACAAGAGACACGGCCGUGUAUUAUAUAAUCAAGCCACAAAUCCAUCAGCAGAACAGAUCCAAAUGAGCGCAACAAGGGGAGGCCGACCAUUGAGCUGAGCGCAUGGAAAACACAAAGCUCUGAGCUACCAACCCAUUAGCUUCCUGCUGAUUAUUAGGCUAAAAACACAUUUGGUAAUAUUUCUGCAUAAUAAAACCUUCACCCUCCAUCAAUAGCUUUAUUCAAGUAAUGAGCAGAGGAACAGCACAUCUGCUGCCUGCUAUGGCCUUAGGGAGUUUAGAGCUCAGACUAGUUGCUCACACUCACUGGCAUAACUAGUGUGUACUGGGCCCCCCCACAAACAAUCUUUUGUACCCAGCUGCCACAUCAGCAUCUUCUGCCUGCCUGAGUCUUCCCUCCCCAGCCACCCUACUACUGUCGAGCAGAGAGUAAAGACUUACAACUAUAGAGAGAGGAAGCAGACUUCACCGCCCGGGCCGCCAUUUUCCCCGAGGCCCCCCCAAUCACAUCUACUUCCUUUAUAGUUAUGCCACUGAUUGCCCUGAGCACCCUGCCCUUCUUUAAUCAGGUUUUCUCUCACUUCUCUGAUCCAUUAUACUAUUAGUUGUUGGAAUUUACAUAAUUACCCCUUAUUGGGGGCAGAACAGCCCUAUUGGGUUUAUUUAAUGGU